Molecule: messenger RNA, 1361 nt
Organism: Musa acuminata AAA Group (dessert banana)
Lineage: Eukaryota; Viridiplantae; Streptophyta; Magnoliopsida; Zingiberales; Musaceae
Exons: 5
Coding region: 102-1091 (329 amino acids)
Cellular component (GO): thylakoid; chloroplast thylakoid membrane
Source: RefSeq, a predicted model, not a curated record
UUUCGUCAUGCUGUUGUACGCCGCCCUUUUUGCCCUCAGAUAACUGAACUGCAGCAAACUCGCCGCUCGCAGCGCCGCCCAAACACACGCCUCUCUGCGAAAUGGAGCUCUCCGCGCCUCCCCGCAGCCUCCCUUCCCUCCUCCGCCGCCCCUUCGUCCCCACCAUCUCCCCUCUCCUUCUCGUUUCGUCUCGCCGGCUCCCCAACAAGUCUCUCCUCGCCUCCCGCUCCCCCAAAUCGGUUCCUGGGUUGAAUCGCUCCAUUGGUCGCCCGCUGCGGGCCACAGCCUCGGGCGAGGAGGCCUCCACGACCGUCGUAGCCGAUUAUGACACACCGAAGCGGGUCGUAGGACCUUCCGUUUUGGUGAAUUCGUCUUCUGCUGAGGAAGACGUCCCCGAUGAAGGUGGCGAACAAAUUUCUGAGGCUUCGGAUGAUCUGUUACCUAAGCUCAAUCUCAAGGUGCUAUCUUCGCCGUCAGCCUCCGACGAGGAGACCUCCACGACCGUCGUCGCCGGUGAUGACACACCGAAGCCGGUCGUAGGACCUUCCUUUUUAAUGAAUUCGUCUUCUGCUGAGGAAGACGUCCCCGAUGAAGGUGGCGAACAAAUUUCUGAGGUUGCGGAUGAUCUGUUAUCCAAGCUCAAUCUCAAGGUGCUAUCUUCACCGUCAGCCUCGGACGAGGAGACCUCCACGACCGUCGUAGCCGAUGAUGACACACCGAAGCCGGUCAUAGGACCUUCCUUUUCAAUGAAUUCGUCUUCUGCUGAGGAAGACGUCCCCGAUGAAGGUGGCGAACAAAUUUCUGAGGUUGCGGAUGAUCUGUUAUCUAAGCUCAAUCUCAAGAUGGACCUCGAAGACACUUAUACGAUCCUAUUUUAUGGAGCUGGUACUCUUGUCACAUUGUUGAUUCUAUCAGCUAUUAUUUCCUCCAUUGAUUCCGUCCCUUUGUUUUCCAAAGCGAUGGAAGUUUUUGGCCUUGGGUUCACAGUCUGGUUCAGCUUUCGGUAUCUGAUCUAUAAGGAAAAUAGGGAUGAGUUAGUCUCAAAACUUGAUGAUCUCAAGCAGAAGAUAGUAGGGCCGAGUGAUAACUGAGUACUUGGGGUAGUCGACGCCGAAUGCAAGAUCAGCAUAGUGUGGAGUCAGGUAUACCUAAAUAGUUUAGUGACAUGUUUUGCAGUGGUUUAGCGAAGUGGAUAUAUCCAUAUUUCUCUCUCUUCGUGAUGAGCCUUUUAAACUCUGAAUGUGGCAAUGGUGGCGUGAAUCAGACGGUCUGUAAUAUCUAAUUUGGAGAUGUUUGACCGGAAACUAUUUGGCAACCACUUGACUAGAAUUUGUUAUUAUGAUAUCUCAUGCUGUGAUUAA